UGCCUCCAGCCCCACUGGCCGUUGCUGUAGGAGCUGCUUCCCUGCCAGUCCUCCUUGGGACCUCAGUCGGCCCGCUUAGCAGCAGAACUCUUAGCCUGUCUUCUCACAGUGAUGUUGGACUCAGUAACCCACAGCACCUUCCUGCCCAACACGUCCUUCUGUGACCCCCUAAUGUCGUGGACAGACCUGUUUGGGACUGAAGAGUACUACCCUGGCUUUGAACAUCAAACAGCCUGUGACUCCUACUGGACAUCCGUCCCCCCGGAGUACUGGACGAAGCGCCACGUCUGGGAGUGGCUCCAGUUCUGCUGUGACCAGUACAAGUUGGACGCCAAUUCCAUUUCUUUCUGCCACUUCAACAUAAGUGGGCUUCAGCUGUGCAGUAUGAGCCAGGAGGAGUUUGUGGAUGCCGCCGGGAUCUGUGGGGAAUACCUGUACUUCAUUCUCCAGAACAUUCGCACGCAAGGCUAUUCCUUUUUUAAUGAUGUUGAUGAAACAAAGGCCUCAAUCAAAGACUACUCGCAGAAUGUUAGAACUGGACGCGACCUUAGAGACCACCUAGUCCAAGCUCCUUAUUUUACAGAUGAAGAGACCGACGUUCAGAGAGCUGCAGACUCAUCGUGUUUGAAAAUAGGAAGCCUAAAAAAUCAGGAGAGCCAUAACCACGGCAGAUCAAGCCUCCAGAGUUCUCACCUAUGGGAAUUUGUGAGAGACCUCCUCCUGUCUCCCGAAGAGAAUUGUGGCAUUUUGGAAUGGGAGGAUCGGGAACAGGGUAUUUUUCGGGUGGUGAAAUCGGAAGCCCUCGCCAAGAUGUGGGGACAAAGGAAGAAAAACGAUAGGAUGACCUAUGAAAAGCUGAGCAGAGCCCUAAGAUACUACUAUAAAACAGGAAUUUUGGAACGGGUGGACAGAAGGUUAGUGUACAAGUUUGGGAAAAACGCACACGGUUGGCAGGAAGACAAGCUAUGAUCAACUUCACUCAGCCUCAUUUUAUGGAUUUCCCCCCCUUAAAAAAAUCAUCAUGCGACACAUCUGAAAGUCUCUCUCUCUCUCUUUCUCUCUCUCUCUCUCUUUUUAACCUGAAUACAUUCUGGUGAAAUUUCUCCAUAUCGGUUUCCAUCUGGAUCGACAGGUUGCCGACUGUUUCGCGUGGUAGCCACAAGGCUAUUUGAAAUCUAAUUUGAGGGGGAGGGAUGAUUUGAGGGAGGAUAAAUUUAUUUUGCAAUAGUUGACUCCUAUGGUUUAAAUCAAGCAUCACUUUUAACUCAUCAAGACUCUUGAGAGCAAUAAAGACGAUCAGAAUCUCUGGCUCAAA
Messenger RNA from Antechinus flavipes (yellow-footed antechinus), 1315 nucleotides. It is a transcript of the gene ELF5, whose product is annotated as E74 like ETS transcription factor 5. Bases 112 to 969 code for a protein of 285 amino acids. Gene Ontology annotation, cellular component: nucleus. Gene Ontology annotation, biological process: regulation of transcription by RNA polymerase II; cell differentiation. NCBI's taxonomy places the organism in Eukaryota, Metazoa, Chordata, Mammalia, Dasyuromorphia, Dasyuridae. The transcript is spliced from 8 exons. The record is from RefSeq and is a predicted model, not a curated record. Gene Ontology annotation, molecular function: DNA-binding transcription factor activity, RNA polymerase II-specific; sequence-specific DNA binding.